Molecule: messenger RNA, 687 nt
Organism: Giardia duodenalis
Lineage: Eukaryota; Fornicata; Diplomonadida; Hexamitidae
Exons: 1
Coding region: 1-687 (228 amino acids)
Source: RefSeq, a predicted model, not a curated record
AUGUGUUGUGUCGGGGAGAAGUAUGGCCCUCUGCUCAUGGAUCGCAGGGCGCUCUUGCAGGUGCUCCGUCACCCAGCACGAGACCGUGUCGACGCUCAUUCUGUGCAGUGUGUCUGGCUCAGUGACGUGUGGGCUCCAUCUGCACUGCACAACACACUUGGGGUGAUGCUUCGGUCUGUCGAGGCGUCGGUCCAGGGCCACCUCUCUGAGAGGCGUCGUCUGAGGCACCAAGAGCGAUUAGGACUGGCUCACCGAAGUCGGCUUGCUCGGCAGACGACACCUGUCUACUCGAGGGUGUCAGGCACUGCCAACUGCUGUGGCAGACACCCGGCAGGUGGCCCAGGCCACUACUCUCCGGUGCGGGCAGGAUCAGUCCACCUCUGCCAGCCAAGCACCCCAACUCCUAUUUCUUGUCGAGGGAUUUACAUGGGUCACGUGUGGGUCCAUCUCGACCAGCGGGCAAUGAUCCUGGUGAGCGUCAGCUUAGCGUGUGAGAGGCUGAUCCCACCACCAGCCUCGGACGCUCAUCUGCAUUCGUUACCACCCUGGAGGAGGAGGCACAAUCCUCCCCGUCGGAGCUGGACGACAUCUGACCUUCUGAUUUCGGAUUCUGGAUCUCGGCCGGUGCAUGGGGGGAGUGGCUUGUCCGGGGCGGCGGUGGCUCGCAUGGAGGACCUGGUCAGGUAG